Drosophila novamexicana is the source of this 1951-nucleotide messenger RNA. RefSeq lists its product as uncharacterized. The record is from RefSeq and is a predicted model, not a curated record. Gene Ontology annotation, cellular component: extracellular region. Gene Ontology annotation, molecular function: chitin binding. Bases 22 to 1638 code for a protein of 538 amino acids. The transcript is spliced from 7 exons. Lineage: Eukaryota; Metazoa; Arthropoda; Insecta; Diptera; Drosophilidae.
GCGCUGUAAAUAGUUGGGAAAAUGAAUUUUUUCGUUAUUGGAUUUCUGAUCAUGCAGGCGGCAAGAUUGGCUUGCGGGACGUGCGUUUUUAUGUCCGAUUUUGGUUUCACCCUCGAUUGUAACUUCAAAAAGUCUGGACUGUUUCGUGUUCGAAAUUUGGGUGGCGUCAAGGCGCAUUUCGGUUUAGGUCUUAGUGUGGGCGAUGAGUUGGGCUUCAAAGAAUCGCUGGGUAAUGUGGAGAGCGAUCGCAGACGCGCCAUAAGCUACAGGAACGGAGCACCAGAAUUGGUGGGCGUGCUGCCCUCUGCGCGGCAGCAGGAGGCCAGUGCACCCGUGCAGCAUGCUCUGCCGGACAAACGAAUUAGUUCACGCUCCACGGGACCCGGACCCUAUAAUCUGCAGUUGCUGCAGCAGGCGGUGGCCAAGAGUCAAGCACAGCAGCAGGCACAGCUUAUGACAGAGGCGCGCCCGCUGCCCUUGGGCGUGCCUGCCUUCCGGCCUAUACCACAAAAGGCCACGGCCAACGAGCCAUUGGCCACGUCGCCGGUGGGCGCCCAGCGUCGCUUAGCCGUGGACACGACGCAGCCACGAGUUAGUGUCAACAAUAAACUGGUGGAAAGCCAUGUAAAACCGCACUCCAAUCGCACGUUCCAUGCGGACAAUCCGAUGGUGGCGCAGCCGAUUCAUUCGCAACCGGUGGCAGUGCCCGUUUUCCAGGCCAUGCCCGAGUCCAUUGCACGCAUUGCCAAUGUGGGCAAGGCAGAUGUGGCGCUACCGGAGCAGCGCACACUCGCAAAGCAUCCCAAUUAUUUGCAGUUCGAGGAGCCCAAGUUUGAUUUGAAGGAUGUGACCGUUGAGGAGCUCGCCGCGGCAGCCAAUGUCACAGUCGACACCAUAAAGCACGCCAUCUAUGUGAGAGAGCAGCAGCUGAAGGCGGAGCAUCGCGCCAUGCUGGCAUCCAAGCUGCGUGAAGAAUUUAUGCGCACAUCCACCGUGAAGACAACAACGACAACAACUACGACACCAAGGCCCAGGCAACUGGCGGAGCACAAAGUAUCCAAGGUCAUGAAUGCGCCCAAGGAGUACUACCCGGUGGGCUAUGACAAGAACUUCGAUGACAACUUCAAGUCGAAAGUCGAUUUGCCGCCCACGAGCUUCUCCUGCGCCCGACAAAAGCAUUUUCCGGGCCUUUACGCGGAUACGGAUCUGGGCUGCAUGGUUUUUCAUGUGUGCGCACUCACGGACGACGGCAUGGUGCGUAAAUCGUUCCUGUGCCCGGAGAAUACGCUCUUCGAUCAGACCAUAUUGAAGUGCAAUUGGUGGUUCUAUGUCGACUGCAGCUCCAGCACCAGCGUCUACGAUUCAAAUAUACCCAUCUCGAAAAGCUAUCAGCUGAUGAAGUCGCUCACCUAUUUCUCCAAGUACAACAACCAGAAGGGCGACCAAGACGGCGACAAGGAUGAAAAUGCCGUUGACAUUGACACGCUGCGCGAGUCCAUGGAGGGUGUCUCGCGACGCCUGGAGCAGGCGAAGAAUGCGCAAACACAGCUCGAUGAGGUGGAACAGCCGUCGCAGCCAAAGGCCGAACAUGAGCAUGUUGUGCCCGAGGGCGAGAGCCAGCAGCAGUUGUCCAACUAGGCUAAGACCAUAUUUAGUUGCUAUCUGAGAUCUAGGUUAAGUUAAGUUCAAGAUCGAGCGUCUCUGGUCGAUUUGCCGUACAUAGUCAAUGUCUUGCGAAAGCCAACGGUUGUAUGUAGUCUCUGGCCAAUCAUUAAUCCUCAUUUCCUAUGGCAGCGCCUGGUCCUGGGCGCGCUCCUAGCUGUAGUCCCUACCCCACAUAGCUAUCAUUAAGUGGAUCAUUUCUAGCUUAUUUAACUACGUAAUCUAGUGCAAUUCUAAGUGUUUGUGUGACUUGUGCGGUUAGUUUUACGUUCAUAAUACUAUUUAUUUA